Astyanax mexicanus (Mexican tetra) is the source of this 2952-nucleotide messenger RNA. RefSeq names its product centriole, cilia and spindle-associated protein b (gene ccsapb). NCBI's taxonomy places the organism in Eukaryota, Metazoa, Chordata, Actinopteri, Characiformes, Acestrorhamphidae. The record is from RefSeq and is a predicted model, not a curated record. Gene Ontology annotation, molecular function: microtubule binding. Gene Ontology annotation, cellular component: spindle; centriole; cytoskeleton. Gene Ontology annotation, biological process: regulation of mitotic spindle assembly. The transcript has 4 exons. The coding region runs from base 159 to 983 and encodes 274 amino acids.
ACCUGUUGCUGCCCCCACCCCCGCCCUCCUUCACCACCUGGCGGAGCCAAACUCGAACAGCCGCCGCUGAACCGCCAGCACAGCCCGGCUACACACACCACCUGCUUCCGUCUGCCUCCGACUACGAGCAGAAACUCAUCAGCUAAAAGAGGAGGAACAUGGUGACGAAGCGGAUCAGAUCAGAAUAUAUGAAAAGAUUCAAGGAUCCCAAAUGGGAAACCUAUGCAAAAUGCUAUGAGGACCUGGUGAAGUACAGGCUCUCCAGGCGGCUGCUGGAGCAAGCCCAUAACCCCUGGUUUUGGGGAGAAUGGGGAAGUGACACAGAAUCCAGCGGUAAAUCUACACCUCUUAGCAAAAGUAAAGUCGAGCCACUGCAGCCCAAAGAGGAAACUUCACCAACACCACGAUCUGCCAAAGAAACACCAGAGGCAGCUGCUCCUCCACAGCCUGAACCAGUACAUCAAAGAGAAUCCACACACUCCCCAGUUAGAGAACAAGCAGCAGGACAUGCUGAAACUCAAGAGAAGGAAGAAGAGAAAAGCAGAGAAGCGUCUCCUGUUACUUCUGUGGUUCAAAUAGAUACAGACACCUGCAUUCCAACCAAGACAAAGAGCAAACCCCGAUAUUUACACAAACCAAGCAAGUCUAAAACCAAGCAUCAGAUAACCAAAGACAUGGAUUCAACCAAAGACAUUGACAAAGAAAUCAAGCAUCCAUUUGCUAUGUACGGCUCAGGAGAGAAACAGGCAGAGAUGGCUUCAAAAAAGACUCAUAAUGUAGGCCCAGCUGCUUCAACCAAGGAGAUCCACGAGUCAGCACUAAGAGCAAAAACCAGGCGAGAUGUUGAGAAGCAGAUGAAGAGAGUUGACAAACGGAGGGCAAAAUCUGUUGACCUGGAAAAGAUGAGCAAAAGCAAGAUCAUCCCUGAUUACAACCCCUGGAUGACCGAAUACAUGCGCUGUUUCUCUGCUCGGUCUCGGUAGAACAGAAAAGAAAUCUGAAGAAGAAAACAACUAAGACAAGUUUCACUAGGCAAAUCACUCAGGAUCUUAGUAACAUUCCAUGUGGUCACUAGCAAACCGUGCCCACAGUAGCCUACAUGGUCUUCCUACAUGAACAGUUGCCAAGAAGAAUCAAAUAAAAUAAAUUCACACUGUAGGUCUAGUUUCAGUAAAGGCAUUAAAUCAGUUAUUUAUUCAAACUAAAAAAGAUAAAGUGUAUAAAAUGAUUUGCCUCUUUAUCGACCACUGUUUUUACAGCUGCAGGUUGUCAGUUAUUAGUGUGAUCUGGACUUCAGAAAAAAAGGAAAUGUACAGCACAGUCCACUGUAUUUAUACACCACGUUUUAAAGCCAAGAACUAACACCUCAGGAUUAGCUGUUUGUUGUGUACUAAAGUGCUAAAAGCAGGUAUUUUUAACAGGUAUUUCUUGAUUAGGACUUUAAACAGGGGACACUGAAAGUACAUUUUUAUUAUCUAUUAAUAAGGUUCAGAACUGUUGCAUCACGUGAACAUAUCACUCACAACCUGUAUUAAGGGCACCAGUCUAGCAUCUAGACUCUAAAUGUUUGUUUGUUUGUUUGUUUUUUGAAGAGUUACAUAUGUAAUUUGUGUUAUUUUGAAUACAUUCCUCUUUGCAACUGCGCAAUAUACAGUAGGUAUUGUUUUAUUAUUUGUCUUUAAUGUGAAUUAUUAGUAUUGAGGAUGUUCAGAGGUUUACAUGCUUUAUCAUUCAUUUCAUGGUGCAAUCUCCAGAUUAUAGCCAUCUGUACUGGAUGAAAUUGCCCAUAUCAUUUUUUUGCUGGUGCUUACCUACAGUGUAUGUGGUUUAAUGUGGAGAUUAUUAUUGAAUAGUGUUGAUAGAAUAGUGUUGCUUUUCAACAAACAUUUAACAAGUGUAUUGUUGUAGUCAGAUAACAGACUUAAGUUACUGUUUAUGUUUUAUUUAACAUAUCUAAUUUAACUUGACUAUCAAGGCCCUCAGGAGCUGCAAGAAGAAGUAGGCGAGACUGCACAAAGUUGCACAUCGCUUUGGUUCUCUACAAUAAAUUGAGUGUAUGAAACAUACAGCAUUAUGUGAUGCAGGUCAAGUUCUUAGACUGAACUUACCACCAUUUUACAUCUGAACUAAUGCCAGUUUACUAUCCUGUCAUUAUACUGGUCUUGCUUGCUGUGGAUGUUCAGCCAUUGCAGGGUAUUUUAGAACCUAGUGAGCUCCUUUAAAAGGCUAAAAAAAACUAAAUUAAGAGUUUAGAAGUCAGCUCAGCCUGUGAGCACUAUGCUUUUUAAGCCUGCUUGGCCAUGCAGACUUUAUACAAGCUACGGAGCAAAUCGUCAAAGCAGUUCUGUUAAACUGUGUUCUCAAAAAGGUGAUUAAGAUUGUUGAUCAGUUGUUGACAUUCAGGUACAAAACAAAUAAGAUGGUUAUAUUAGUCAUGCUGAAUUGAGUGUCAUUUAAAGCAUUUUUCUCUGCCUUAGGUUAUGAUAGAAAGGCUGUAUAAUGUUUUGUAUAGUAUUUUAUGAUGAUAGCCAUAACAUUGCUCCUGAGCCACCGAAAAACAAAGAGCUGAUGAAGUUGGUUUGAAGGAUGUUUAGAAAAGACUUUAGUGUUUGGACGCUUGCCUGUGUUUGAAAGUGUGUUUGUGUAUAUGAAUGUGUCACAGUAGUAACAGUGUGAUGUUAAUGAGAUUCUGCAUUAACGAUAGCACACUAGUGUGGAGACACUUUUUAUUUUUAUUUUCCAAUGAAAAUUUUUAAGUUAAUUGCAGACCAUUUUUUCACAACGACUGUUUUGAAUAAGCAAACUCUGACUUAUAACAAUCACAAAUGUUGGAAUUUACAUCUAUCAUUGUUUUUGAUCUGUGUGUUUGAAUUUAAAUGUUUGUACAAGGCUAUUAUUUCAGUGCAAUCAAAUUUUGUUUAUUUAAUGUAUUAUUAAACCUUUGGUAGUUUA